Messenger RNA from Wallemia mellicola CBS 633.66, 1075 nucleotides. Its product is annotated as peroxisome membrane protein. Lineage: Eukaryota; Fungi; Basidiomycota; Wallemiomycetes; Wallemiales; Wallemiaceae. The transcript is spliced from 4 exons. Gene Ontology annotation, cellular component: peroxisomal membrane. Gene Ontology annotation, biological process: peroxisome organization. The record is from RefSeq and is a predicted model, not a curated record. Bases 7 to 1041 code for a protein of 344 amino acids.
GAAGGGAUGUCCAAGAGAGAGAAGAUAGCAAAAAUGUCACUAUCAGUUGAGCCUGCAUUGAGGACACUUGCCUGGUUGCUCCCUGGUAGAUUUGACGAUUCAGAGCUCGUAGCGGAGUGCAUUUUCAGCUCGCUCAAUGUUAUCACACAGGAGCAGGAUAUUCAGAACGCUACCCAUUCUAAGAAUCCACAUAGCCGAUACACCACCAAAGCUGACUGGGGAGCAUUACACAAGAUAUCUUCAAGACUGUUGACUUUGAUAGGUUCAUUGCAGCUCUUGGGUGAAAUAGUUAUGCAUAGAAGGGAAAGAACAUCAGAAAGUGCCGGUAAACAGCGUUGGAAUUACAUUUCUGCAGUAGAAGCACUCAAAUUUACCUUACGUUUAAUCAUCCUUCUUAAAACCCGCUUUCGUCCACUCAUUCACCCGUCGACACCGUCACGAGAUCAAGACAGCACACUCGAUCCAGAGUACAAGCCAGCAAGCAAGGUGCGCAAUGUUGACGAAUUCAAAAGAGAAUACGGGACUGUCGAUAAUUAUCUCAGAAGCGUUGCAUUGGGUAGUGAUGCAUUUACCCCUCCAUCAGCAUUAGUUAGACCACUGAAUAGUAUUCCUCAGGUUGUUUCCGAGCUAUUACUUGCUGCAGAGCCACUAGUUUAUGCACUGGCCCUCAGGAGACAAUACAUCCGCACACAAACCAGGUACAAACCUUGGAGAACUAGAUCAGAGUGGACGCCUCUCCUUAUUUCACUCUCUAUGUCUAUUCUCAGCAGACAGCUACGGAAAUAUGAUCAAAGGAACGCUGUUUCACCGUACGCAUUUGAUGUCAACAAGAGCUCGAUUGAAAUGAACGAGCACAUGAGGCGCGAGCAAUCGUUUAUUAGGUACCUUCUCCGUGGUCCUAUCUGGUCAGAUUUUACCAAACCCCGCGUUGAAUCACUCGUCCACAGGUUUGAAAAUUGGCCUUUAAUUGGAUUAGCUGCAGGUAUCGUAGGAGAUUAUAUACCACUUGUUGACAAUUAUCACUUCUACACAUCUGCUUAAUUGUAUUUUUAUAAAUGCCAUCAAUUACAACAAG